Saccharomycopsis crataegensis is the source of this 2508-nucleotide messenger RNA. It is a transcript of the gene JHD2, whose product is annotated as histone demethylase. Bases 1 to 2508 code for a protein of 835 amino acids. The transcript has a single exon. Gene Ontology annotation, molecular function: histone H3K4me/H3K4me2/H3K4me3 demethylase activity. Gene Ontology annotation, biological process: chromatin remodeling; regulation of DNA-templated transcription. Lineage: Eukaryota; Fungi; Ascomycota; Saccharomycetes; Ascoideales; Saccharomycopsidaceae. The record is from RefSeq and is a predicted model, not a curated record. Gene Ontology annotation, cellular component: chromatin; nucleus.
AUGAUUGAUAACGAACAAAGAAAGACUCUCAAGCCAGUUCCAACUGUUUUCCCAACUCAGGAAGAGUUUGACAAUCCUAUAGUUUACUUAUCCUCGCCAGAAAUCCAGAAAUUGGGUGACAAGUAUGGGAUGAUUAAGGUGAAGCCACCUUCAAGUUGGAAACCUCCAUUUUCAAUUGAUCAAAGCUCAUUUCGCUUCAAACCCAGAGUCCAAAAACUCAGCGAUCUAAGUCUUCUUAUUAGAAUUAGAACGAUAUUUAAAGAUGGUCUUGUGAAUUUCAUGAAAAUGAAAAAAAAGAAAAUUCCAAGAACAUUGUACUUUCUCUUGAGUAAUAAGGAAAAAAUGUACUACUAUGAUUUAUUUUUGAAAAUAAAUCAAUAUAUUGCUGGUAACUUCCAAGAAAUUGAUACCAAAAGAAAGAAGAAUGACACAAAUGGUAGAAACACUGUAUAUAAUGAGAUUAGAAAUUUCCCAGAAAUAUGGCAACGUUUGAAUAAGGAAGCUGGAUUGGGCCCACACUCUGAAGAAAUAGAGAAUUUCUAUUAUAAUUAUAUGAAAGAAUAUUGUAUAUUUUUGGCAAAAAAAUAUAGCACAAAGAUUGCAUCUUUUGAGAGCGAGUAUCAAUUCAACCAGAAUCCUUACAAUGACGACAGCAACGAAAGCGACCAAGAGCACUCUGAUGAAGAAGAGGAAGACUACUGGUGCCAUGCUUGUGGAGGAGAAUCAGAUGAUGCAAAGAUUUUGCUUUGCGACGGAUGUAAUGAUGGGUAUCAUAUAUAUUGUCUAAAGCCGCAGCUCAAAAGUGUUCCAAGAGGCAGCUGGUACUGUGAUGAAUGUCUAGUAGGGAGUGGCGAGUUUGGAUUUGUUACCAGUAAUACCUCAUAUUCUCUUGAAGAGUUUCAAAGAUUGAAUACUGAAUUCAAAGAAAAAUAUUUUGCGAAUAUAUUGGCAAACAAUGAUUCUUAUUUUUCUCUUUCGCGAUUAGAAGAUUUAUCUAGGACAUACUUGGACAAUGACGCUAAUGAAGACAAAUAUGUUGAUUUUUUGGAAAAUGAAUUCUGGGAAAAUUUGGUCAAUAACGAACAAUCUAAUAUGAAAGUAAAUUAUGGUGCAGAUAUUCACAAUCUUAGACCGGGUCAGAUUUCUGGCUUCCCAAUGAACUAUCCAUUCAGAGAAGAAUUACUGGAGGAUUAUUAUAUGAACCAUCCAUUUAAUCUAACAAAACUUCCAUUUGCGGAGGGAUCUUUGCUAAACCAUUUGAAUGAUAAAAUUAGUGGCAUGACAAUACCUUGGCUUUACAUCGGUUCUUUAUUUUCAACUUUUUGUUGGCAUUUGGAAGAUCAUUACAUGCUAUCAGCAAAUUAUUGUCACUAUGGUGACAUUAAAAAAUGGUAUUGCAUACCUGAGUCGAGUUGUAAUAGAUUUGAAGUGUUGAUGAAAGAAUUAGCCCCAGACUUAUUUCUAAGACAGCCUGAUUUACUCCAUCAAUUGGUCACCUUGCUAUCUCCAUAUGACAUCGUCAAAAAUGAAGUGGAAUGUUAUUACGCCAAUCAAAGGGCGGGAGAAUUCAUUAUUACUUUCCCCAAAUGCUAUCAUUCGGGCUUCAAUUGUGGAUUUAACGUUAAUGAGGCGGUGAACUUUUCCAACAAUGGCUGGUUGAAAUUUGGUAUUAAUGCUUUGGAUAAUUAUAAACUUGUCCAGAAACCUCCAGUUUUCAAUCAGAUUCAUUUGUCUUAUAGCAUCUUAUACCAUUUCUUGCACGAGGCUGAUGAAUCCGGUGAAAAAUUCAUUAGGGACAAUAAGAUUACUGAGUCGAACUAUAACUUGAUUAUAAUGUGCAUUGCUUAUCUUGAAAAGAACGCUUCUGAUUAUGUUAGAAAUUUUAAAAGCUUAAGUGAAUCUCUUCCAAAAUACAAAAAGCUUCAAUUAAAAUUCGCUCAUGAUUAUUAUGAUAGUGGGGCACUAUCUAACUCUAGUUUCAAUAUCAAAAACGCAAAGAAUUUAGAUCAGUUUUACAAUGAAUCAGCAAAUAAGGAAGGCGGUAGUAAAAUGAUGGCUGCAAUGAAUGGGAGUAUGUCAGAAGAUAUCAUGUGCGCAAAUUGUCGUGAGAUUUGUUGCAUGGCUUAUGUUGAAGUUUACGAUAAAAAGUAUACUACCUAUCCAAGUACAGGGCAGGCAGUAUUUGUGGAUGAGCAGGAAGAAACGAAGGUACAUCUUGCAACUCCUGAACCAUCGCCGAUUAAUGAUAAUAGAGCCAUAGAAUUGGAUGAUUCCGGGUCUCCAAAACGAAAACGCGGUCGUCCAUGUAAAAAGAGAAGAAAAGUUCAAACCAAUGAAAGCACUUUUGUGAAACAAAAUGUCCGAUACUACUGUAUUGAGCACUUCCAUAAACUGCAUGAGAAGCUAAGGCGAGAUUUCACAGUGUGGGUAAAGUGCGACGAUACAAAAGUGAACAAUAUUACUUCACAAUCAAAAUUGAAGUUAAAAGAAUUGAAAAUUUGUGAUUAG